Molecule: messenger RNA, 294 nt
Organism: Gaeumannomyces tritici R3-111a-1
Lineage: Eukaryota; Fungi; Ascomycota; Sordariomycetes; Magnaporthales; Magnaporthaceae
Exons: 2
Source: RefSeq, a predicted model, not a curated record
AUGGUUUUAAAUGCAAGCCGGGCAUCCGUACGUUAUCGCGUUAUUUCGUUAAAUGCUUUUAGCUUUUUUAUUCCUAUUUUUAAAUGCGCCCCUAAAGCGCUUUAUAUGCUUAAAAAAAUUAAACAUAAGCGUAAAGCUUUAUACUUUAAAAACGUUUUUAAUUUUGGCUUAAAUAAAAAUCGUUUGGAAUUUCGAAAACCAUUAAUUAAUAUUUGUAAUAUUAACGGCCUUUUUAAACGUAUUGCGGUACUUUUAAAAAAUUAUUUAAAUUUUUAUUAUAAAAGUAAAAGCGUA